Molecule: messenger RNA, 1730 nt
Organism: Malania oleifera
Lineage: Eukaryota; Viridiplantae; Streptophyta; Magnoliopsida; Santalales; Ximeniaceae
Product: putative casein kinase II subunit beta-4
Exons: 5
Coding region: 426-1298 (290 amino acids)
Cellular component (GO): cytoplasm; protein kinase CK2 complex
Molecular function (GO): protein kinase regulator activity
Source: RefSeq, a predicted model, not a curated record
AUUGAUGGGCUAUGCGUUGAGUAAUAUUUUUGAUAUUUUUCUGUUAGAGACAGAGAAAGACACAGAGAGAGAAUAACCAAAAAAGAAAACAAAAACAGCACACCAUAAACAAGAGGGAGGGAGAGAGAGAGAGAGAGAGAUCUCUGGGGUGCUCGCGGUCUCUCCCGUCUCAUCGAAACCCUAGUUUCUACCCUCCUUCUUCAGGCUCUGGCCUUUAAUUCUCCACUCUCGCUCUCUUUAUCAUCUGCAAAUAUAGGAUUUCUUCGUUUUGAUCUAUGUCCUCCCGGCUAACUCCCACCUCUGGAUCCAAAGAACCAUAUUCAUUCUUCAGAAUCUAGAGUUUCCUGCACCCAAUUCACGUCCCAUGGUUGGUGAAAAGGUGUGAAAUCUCUAACCCAUCUCGUUUAUUGGGGUAAGAGGCGAACAUGUACCGGGACAGGGGCGGAGGACCGGCUAAGUCGGAAAUUGUUGGUGGCGGGCCGUCGCUGGAUCGCAAGCGCAUCAACGAUGCCCUGGACAAGCACCUAGAGAAGUCGUCCCCCUCGACCUCUAGGGGCUUGAAGGACAAGGAAAGAUUGUCCGUACCUUCCACCUCCACCGGCAAGUUGCAGUUUGAUCACCGCGACACACGCUCCGCUUCGUCCACUCUACCCAAGAACAAAUGCUCUGAUGAGGAAUCUGAAACUGACAGUGAAGAGUCAGAUGUUAGUGGUUCUGAUGGAGAUGACACGUCUUGGAUCUCAUGGUUUUGCAAUUUGAGAGGAAAUGAAUUCUUCUGUGAAGUUGACGAUGAAUACAUCCAAGAUGAUUUUAAUCUUUGUGGGUUAAGCAGUCAGGUUCCAUAUUAUGACUAUGCACUUGAUCUCAUUCUGGAUGUCGAAUCAUCUCAUGGUGAUAUGUUCACUGAAGAACAGAAUGAGUUGGUUGAAUCAGCAGCAGAGAUGCUUUAUGGUCUUAUUCAUGUCCGGUACAUACUGACUAGCAAAGGAAUGUCUGCAAUGUUGGAGAAAUACAAGAAUUACGACUUUGCUAGAUGCCCAAGAGUUUAUUGUUGUGGUCAACCCUGCCUUCCAGUUGGUCAAUCAGACAUUCCUCGCUCAAGCACUGUAAAAAUUUACUGUCCAAAAUGUGAAGAUAUUUAUUACCCUCGAUCCAAGUACCAAGGCAAUAUUGAUGGUGCUUAUUUCGGGACUACAUUUCCUCAUUUAUUUCUGAUGACCUACGGGCACCUCAAGCCACAGAAGGCAACCCAGGGCUAUGUUCCAAGGGUAUUUGGCUUCAAGAUUCACAAGCCAUGAUAUCAGAAGGGUCGCUUGCUGCGUAUUCCUGAGAUCUCCCAGUGUCUACUGGGGUUGGCUCUCCUUUUGCUUCUGUUGAAGUAUGAAUGGUUCUAACAAGUCAGGUAAACUGCAGUAGUUCAAAAAAACAUAAAAAUUGAUAUAGCGACGAAAAUGCUUAAAAUGCAACUUGGCCCGUCUGUUGAGCACACUUAUCUUUGAAAUUUAUUUGUGAAUCUAACAGUGUUUGUAUGUUUAUUCCUUCCCCCUCGCCCCACUUCCCCUUAUCUUUUUGUGAAGAAUUGUUUCUAUUUCUUUUCCUCUUCUUUUUCUCCUCCUGUUGAGAAUUGUUUGAAGUGCUUUGCAUUGCAGUUCUUGAUUCAUCCUUUUUCCUUCUGUGAUUUAUGCAUCGGUGUUACUGCCCCUUGAAUAUGGCCAUUUGAGUUCUACCUA